Molecule: messenger RNA, 959 nt
Organism: Epinephelus fuscoguttatus (brown-marbled grouper)
Lineage: Eukaryota; Metazoa; Chordata; Actinopteri; Perciformes; Serranidae
Exons: 6
Coding region: 150-959 (269 amino acids)
Biological process (GO): response to bacterium
Source: RefSeq, a predicted model, not a curated record
GAACCAAACUAUCCUGAGCUUAAAUAUGUGUAAAGGCGCUGCAUAAAUGGCAAGUUAGUGUGAGCGGCAACAUCAAAACAAAAGACACCCCGCCUCUCUAAACCUCUUUGUAAGAGCUCAGUGGCACAAACUAUUCUCGCAGUGAAACAAUGAAACGCACAAUAAGGAGCUUCACUUUGACAACAGCUUUACUUCUCUGCAGCCUCAGCUGGAUCUCUGUCUCAGGUUCUGAGUCUCACACUGUGGAGGUCCAACUUGGUGAAGAAGUCACACUGACGUGCAUCAACAUUUCCAGCACUUCGACUCAGACUGACUGGUUCAGACUGAUCAACAGAACCAAGCCCAGCUGCAUCUCCUCCAUGUUUGAGGCUGAUGGUGAAGCUUCGUUCUGUGACGGAUUUCAAAGUGGAUUUGAAAUGAGCUCCAACAUCUCCACUGUCUUUCUGAAAAUCAAGCGGGUGGAUUUAUCUGACUCUGGACUGUAUUUCUGUGGAUUCUACAAAGACACACAUACAGUCAUUAGCGAUGCAACACAUUUAAAAGUUCAAGGUAAGAAUAAGGUUGAAUCAGACGGUGACAAGGAUUUUGAGACUGAAAGUAUUUGUGAUGUAGAGGAGCAUAAUGGAAUGAUAAACCUAAUGAGUGUGAUCCUGGGUGGUGUGACUGUUCUCCUCACUGUAGUCGUCAUUGCUCUGGCUGUUAAAAACAGAAAACUUCAGACAGCUGAAAAUGAAGAACUGCAUCCGGAAAGAAACAAGAAUCCAUGCACUGAUGACCUGAACUCUGCAGCGCUGAGGUUCCUUCCAGAGACAAUAAGGAACAGGAGGCCUGAAUCAGAGAGAAGUGGAGACUCGUGUCAUUUACACCGCCAGCAGAUAGACUCAGGAAGCAACUGUAACUGCAACUCUCACUCUAAAGCGAAAGCCACAGGAAGACUGGCUGUCACCUCUCUGCAAUAA